Cylicocyclus nassatus is the source of this 1270-nucleotide messenger RNA. The record is from the annotation of a GenBank genome assembly. Lineage: Eukaryota; Metazoa; Nematoda; Chromadorea; Rhabditida; Strongylidae.
AUUUCAGUUAUGACUCGGGUAACAUUUGGAUGCAAGAUUUGUGGUGAUUAUAAGAAGAUCGCAAUGGGACGUUGGACGUCUCAUCAGCCCCAUAUAGUGGUUAUGUUAUCAGCUUUAGCACAUUUUCAUGGCUUAGAUGUGAAGGAUAUGAAAGAAAUAUACAGUUCGUUUCGAAUUCGACGACUAGUCUGCAGGGAGCACUAUGUGGAUGCGGCAUCCUCCAUUGCUGCUGCAAUAGAAGCGCAUACUGGCUCGUUUCACCAGUGUGGUAUAAAUGUAGAUGAUGGAAUAACAGAGGCAUCGUUAUUGAAAUUAUUGCCUCCAGUCAUCCUAAAUGAUUUGAGAACAUUCGCUAAGGAAAUGGAUGCGAAUUUGACAUUGACAAUGCGAAAUGUGGCGCAUUUCGUGAACGAUGUACUCGCGCGGCAUGGUCUUCGUGGAGUGAACGCCGUUACAUCAGCCAGAACAAAUUAUAUCAGUGUACCUGUUAAAAAAGAAGUGCCGAGGAAACGAAAGAAGAUUGAUGAUAUAGCAAACCAUGUGAAGAAGAUGAAAGAAGAAGUUAGUAGUCCUGCCGAAGAGACCAAAGUCAUGGUUGAUGGCACAGAAGGGGGGUCAUGCUUGACACCCACAAUCGAUGUAACAACAUGUGAUUCUCCACAAGGGGAAGAAGACGGUGUAGAGAACUCUUCAAGUAAUUCAGCUAAUGGCGUGGAACCGUUUCACGUGGAACCGAGAAUUCUGGACAAAUUCUAUCUGGUGCAGGGAAGAAUGCUUUUGAAAUUGUUUCGAUUUUGUCCCAACUGUGGUAAUAAUCUGUCAACAAGCGAGCAGAGUACAGUCAGCUUCACUGCAAUUGGAACUGCACCAAUUGUGCAAUUCAUAUGUAGCAAUUGUUCUUCGUAUGCAUCUAUGACACAACGAUGGGAUGGUCACCCUGUUAGAGACCGUUCGUGAUUCUUUCAGAAAUAUUUAGUCAUCUCUAAACUUAGCGCUGCUGCUGCUAUAUCUGUCAUCUCGCAAAAAUGCCAUGGUGGAACAUUAUAAAGAGAGCAUCAAAUGUCAGUUAGCUAAUUUGAUUGUUGUACAAAAAAAAUGUGCGCUAUUGCAUGGAAUGUUUCAUUUUAUCUAUUUUUGAAAUCUAUAAACACUGGUUCUUGUUUUAAUCCACUAUUUAGUUUGUCGUUGUGAAGCUGUGAGAUUUCUUGCUCACGUAUUUCAAUUCUUCUUUCUGAUUGUUUGAGAUGAAUAUAGAUUGCUGUAAGCGUUC